This is a messenger RNA of Myotis lucifugus (little brown bat), 347 nucleotides long. RefSeq names its product germ cell-specific gene 1-like protein. The record is from RefSeq and is a predicted model, not a curated record. The transcript is spliced from 3 exons. The annotation marks the transcript as partial. Gene Ontology annotation, cellular component: plasma membrane. NCBI's taxonomy places the organism in Eukaryota, Metazoa, Chordata, Mammalia, Chiroptera, Vespertilionidae.
UGCUCCCCCACAGGCCUCCUAGGAAUGGUCGCCCACAUGAUGUACACGCAGGUGUUCCAGGUCACCGUGAGCCUCGGCCCUGAGGACUGGAGGCCCCAUUCCUGGGACUACGGGUGGUCCUUCUGCCUGGCGUGGGGCUCCUUCACCUGCUGCAUGGCCGCCUCCGUGACCACGCUCAACUCCUACACCAAGACGGUCAUCGAGUUCCGCCACAAGCGCAAGGUGUUUGAGCAGGGCUACCGGGAGGAGCCGACCUUCAUAGAGCCCGAGGCCAUCAAGUACUUCCGAGAGAGAUGCAAAGUCAAGGCACAGAGAGGUGUAGUGACCUGCCCAGGGUCACACAGCUG